This is a messenger RNA of Tupaia belangeri chinensis (Chinese tree shrew), 460 nucleotides long. RefSeq names its product metallothionein-1E. Bases 124 to 309 code for a protein of 61 amino acids. Gene Ontology annotation, molecular function: metal ion binding. Gene Ontology annotation, cellular component: cytoplasm; nucleus. Gene Ontology annotation, biological process: intracellular zinc ion homeostasis; cellular response to copper ion; detoxification of copper ion. The record is from RefSeq and is a predicted model, not a curated record. The transcript has 3 exons. NCBI's taxonomy places the organism in Eukaryota, Metazoa, Chordata, Mammalia, Scandentia, Tupaiidae.
UCGCCCCGGCGCUUUCCCGCUAUAAAGGCAGCGGGCCCGGCUAGCGCUCCACCACGCCUCCUCGAAGCUCUUUCAAUCCUGCGUGCAACUGUCUGCGGACUCCAGCCACCUUCUCAACUCGCGAUGGACCCCAACUGCUCCUGCGCGACCGGUGGAUCCUGCAACUGCGCCGGCUCCUGCAAAUGCAAAGAGUGCAAGUGCACCUCCUGCAAAAAGAGCUGCUGCUCCUGCUGCCCCGCGGGCUGUGCCAAGUGCGCCCAGGGCUGCGUCUGCAAAGGGGCUUCUGACAAGUGCAGCUGCUGCGCCUGAUGUGGGGACUGCCCUGCUCCCAGAUGUAAAUAGAACCACGUGUACAAGCCUGGAUUUCUUUUUUUUUUUUCCUAUACAACCCUGACCCAUUUGUUAUAUUCCUUUUUCUACGAAAUAUGUGAAUGCAAUAAAAGUCGUUGACUAGACUCUA